Closterium sp. NIES-65 is the source of this 182-nucleotide messenger RNA. The record is from the annotation of a GenBank genome assembly. NCBI's taxonomy places the organism in Eukaryota, Viridiplantae, Streptophyta, Zygnematophyceae, Desmidiales, Closteriaceae.
AUGGCUACCCCCAGUGUUCUCGCUUUUGACGCUGAGGGUCGAGCCAUUGACUUUGAGGUCUGGGUCGACGACCUGCAGCUGUUCUUACAGUGCGAUAGGGCGGACGGUCUUUCUCUCUUUGACCUCACCUCUGGCGCCUCUCCUGCCCCUGCUGCUGAUGCUGACCCCACUGUUCGCUCUUA